GCUUGUCUUGUGAACUCGUGAAUGAUCCUACGUUGCUCAAGAUUCAGCGCUUUAGACGGUGUGAGAUGAUUCGCCCAUCUGCGAAAUAGUGCAGGCUGUUUUCACACCACGUUUGGCUGAUGAAUUGCCGCGCCCGCCCCACCUGUUCAACAGCGUAAGUCUUCAGAGGUUGAAACACUUGCGGCCGGAUAGCUUAAAACCAGGAUAAAUUGCAGACGAAAGCCGAUGCCGUGAGUGCGAAAUUUAUCGCUUCAGACGUAUCCUCCGCCCUGCUGCUCUCCGCUUGUUUAGCUCCUCCCCUGCGACAAAUGAGGCACUGCCUUCUGUAUCAAGAAACCUCGGAAAGUGGCAAAGACUGAGGACAUCACUUGAAUGGAGGAACUGGAUACCAUCGUCAGAAUAACAGUGCUUCCCUGUACCACUAAAGCAGCAGGAAUGUCUUACACUUUGUGAGACUUGAAACUAUUGUUAGCUUUGUUUGACACUCGCCUUGCACUGUCUUAACGACCCCGACGUGCAAGAGUUUCCUGGCAGUGGAGGCCGAGAGGCUGGUCCUGAAAUCAAGAAAAAUAGAAAUGGAUACUCAUCUCAGACCAUAAGUCGGUUUACGGAUAGGGCUGCACGAUUUCAGAGUAUUCAACAAGUGCGUGGAACAUUCUCCUAACUUCCCGCCUUGUCUACGCUGGGCAGAAAGGACGUCGGAUGUCAGGACACAGCCGGUCUUGGAUGAUGGAAGAAAAGAUGCGAGUCCUGUCAACGUCAAUGGCUGACCAUCCGAGGAGACUCGAGUAAGGGUAAAGACACGACGUGACAUAGCAAGAUGGAAGGCAAAGCUAUCACGACAGAGAUUAUUCGCGGCGCCAUAAAGGUUGAGGGUCUGGUGCCGGAGGUUUGUGAGGAUAGGAAGAAGACGAUACCCUUGAAACUGGUCACCUGCCUUGAGUUUUCCUUCAAAUGCAUUAAAGAAAUUAACUAUUUGAUUGGCUUCGAAUGUCUCACGAGGCUGCUUCUAGAUAACAACCAGCUCUCAAAAAUUCAAAACCUUUCACAUUUGACAACUCUUACUGAACUAGAUCUUUCAUUCAACAGCAUAGAGAAGAUUGAAGGUCUUGAGACGCUUACAAAUCUGACAGACUUAUCGCUGUAUAAUAACAAAAUUGCACGCCUCGAAGGCCUUGAGACGCUUGAAGAACUCGUUUGUCUGUCUCUGGGAAAUAAUCUUCUUGCAGAUCUGGAAGAUGUUGCGUAUUUUCGACAAUUUCGCAAACUUCGCCUCCUCUGUCUUGACGGGAACCCAAUAUCCAAGGAUCCCGAGUACCGGUUGUUCGUGAUUGCAUUUAUGAGGAACAUAUUGUACCUUGACCACAAGCUUUGCUUUAAGGCGCAGAUAGAACAAGCCAAGGACGAUUAUCAGGAUGAGCUGCAAGAGCUGAAGGAGAAAGAACUUCAGGAAGAGAUUGAUAUCAAGAAUCGUCUAGCCAAAAGAGCUGAAACAGAACUGUACAAGAUGUUGGAACAUAUUCGUGUUGAGGGAGGUGAGCACGCAGAGGACUUUGUUUUGUUGGGCAAUCCGGACGACCAAGAGGACCCGUUCAAAUGCCCAUUAAAACAAAGAGCUCAGAAUAUCCUCAACGCCUGGGACGACCUGCUAGUCAAAGCGAACUUGGUUGGACUAGAUGGACUUUUUGAGCGCAUGCUGGAGGAGGAUCCUGAACACACCAGACUAAUGGAAGUUCCGACUCUUCUUGAAGCUCUUGAUGAGUACAAGGAGAUUCACCGAACUUCUACGGCGGAGCUGAAGACUACCAUUAUCGGCCUGUAUUACAAACAGCAAGAGGAAAUCAAACUUUGGCAGGCAGCUAUGAAAGAGGAUGUUGGAAAAAAAGAUGACGAGAGCAGGGCAAUUGUUAACAGUUUUGAGGAGCUGAAGAAGAAGACAAUUCAAGAAGCAUUUGAGGAUCGUUCUACUGGAGAAGAGAAACUUAAGUCGCUUUUGACGGAGAAUAAUGUAAUGAAGUAUCAACUUAUGGAACUUGAAGUCGUGUGCUUCGAUGAAGUUCAGAACCUGUGGAUGCAAUUUGAGGAAGUAUUCUACGCUAUGAUUGAUGUCAACAAGCAGCACUACGCCAAUUAUUUCGGGGUGCUAAGAAAUGCCGAGAAUAAGGCCGCAGAGACUAUUCUCAUGCAAGCUGCGUCACUGCUGGAAAAGUAUAUCCUCACUGAUAUGGAUGAGGAGGUGGAAUCCGACGAGGCUCGCAUGUUGCUGAAAGAUAAAGACGGGCUAAUUGGUGCCAUCCAAGCAUCCCAUGAUGCGCACACACUUACAAUCGACUCUUGGGAGGACGAGAAGUUGAAAAACGAAGAGCAUACGAGGAAAGUAAUUACUGAGAAUGCCAAAUUCGCUGCCAUCAAGAGAAACCGGGAGCGGAUACAAGAGACUUGGUAUAUUCAUGACAACAAUGUGCAGGAAAUCAACGCCGAGCUUCAUAGGCUACAACGUGCAAGUGUCAUUCUCAGCUCUGGUGAAGGGAACUUUCGUAGCGCGUCCAAACUAAGCAGCAGAAUGGGCAGUUUUGCGGCGGAUCUCAAACGUACCCGCGCCUCCACCAGGAGUCCUCUCAAUUCCAACACCGCCCCCCCGUCACUUCCCACUUGACUCGGACACGUUGCUACUCGUGCCCUUUACCUUGCUCACGUAAGUAUAUCGAUUAGCGCUCUCCUUGUUCCCACUGUUUGUUCAAACUCGCAAGCACUUAAGCAUAUCCUGCCGUUCGGGUUGCGUUCACUUUCGUUGCCCUGAUUGAUUUGUGGGCAACCUAAUAACUUUCGUAAAAGCCCAUUCGUUCCUAGAAUUGUAAAUUAAAAAAAAUUUUAAUUCACAAACAUGCCUCUGCAGCAUACUGGCCCUGAGGUCCGGUCUCCAAUCUUGUCUUUCUUCUUCCAUGAUCUUUUUAGCUGCCCUGUUUACGGCAGCCAUUUGAUCGAGCCAACAUCCCUUAUGUCGCGUUGCCUUCCUUACAUGCAGCUAGAGUUAAUAACAACGCGUUUCACAAAUUUCCUUCCGUUCCUCCGAUUCAACAAAGACCGAAGUGUGCUGCACAGUACUCGUAAUGCACCAUACGUGUAAGGGAGAUUUCAACAAGACGAAAACCCGACCGUUCACCGUGCGAGUGUUGCUGCAGCCUCUCUUAUGUAUCAAUUCUCCGGACUUCCUUCCUCCCAGUGUAUCAUCGGGGAAGAUUCUUCGUCAGGCAAUGCUUCAAUCGCUCAAUCCGUCCAUCCAUCAAUACUUCUGUGUUUGACUCAUCUCAGACAGAAGUCCUAAUGACAACAGUCAACAUCAGUUCGGCCUCGGUAGGAUUGAGCAGGAUCUUCUGAUCUGGUUUCCCCUAUUUGUCUGUUCUGAUCCAUGAGAUCUCUGGAUCAGGUCCUAGUCUCUGUCGGCUGACGAUUUACGGUAUGAAGUUUUAUAUCAAUUCGAAAAUACAAUGAUUUUGGCAACCGAGUCCAUUGAUCUUACGGAAUGCUUGCGUCUCUAUAUUUUUCUCCCAGCUCUCCAUGAAACGUCUGAUCCGUGC
Marchantia polymorpha subsp. ruderalis is the source of this 3578-nucleotide messenger RNA. The record is from the annotation of a GenBank genome assembly. Lineage: Eukaryota; Viridiplantae; Streptophyta; Marchantiopsida; Marchantiales; Marchantiaceae.